This is a messenger RNA of Gekko japonicus, 1501 nucleotides long. Its product is annotated as rab GDP dissociation inhibitor alpha-like. Lineage: Eukaryota; Metazoa; Chordata; Lepidosauria; Squamata; Gekkonidae. The coding region runs from base 68 to 1501 and encodes 477 amino acids. The record is from RefSeq and is a predicted model, not a curated record. Gene Ontology annotation, cellular component: cytoplasm. The transcript has 11 exons. Gene Ontology annotation, biological process: protein transport; vesicle-mediated transport; small GTPase-mediated signal transduction. Gene Ontology annotation, molecular function: Rab GDP-dissociation inhibitor activity.
GCGAGGCCCAUCUUGGCUCCGCUGGGGCGGGCGGGGGGAGGAGGCGGCGGCUCCGCACCGGGCAAUCAUGGACGAGGCCUACGACGUGAUCGUGCUGGGCACCGGCCUGACCGAAUGCAUCCUUUCUGGCAUCAUGUCUGUGAACGGCAAGAAGGUCUUGCACAUGGACCGGAACCCGUAUUACGGGGGCGAGAGCUCCUCGAUUACCCCCCUGGAAGAGCUCUACAAGCGCUUUGAGAUUGCCGAGGGUCCCCCUGAAUCGAUGGGCCGCGGCCGGGACUGGAACGUUGACCUGAUCCCCAAAUUUCUCAUGGCCAACGGCCAGCUGGUGAAGAUGCUGCUGUAUACAGAAGUGACACGCUACCUGGACUUCAAAGUGGUGGAAGGCAGCUUCGUCUACAAGGCGGGAAAGAUCUACAAGGUGCCGUCGACGGAGACCGAGGCUCUCGGAUCCAAUCUCAUGGGUAUGUUUGAGAAGCGCCGCUUCCGCAAGUUCCUGGUCUUCGUGGCGAACUUCGACGAGAAUGACCCAAAGACGCUGGAAGGGGUGGAUCCGCACGGCACCACUAUGCGUGAGGUCUAUCGGCGCUUCGACCUCGGCCAGGACGUCAUCGACUUCACGGGUCACGCGCUAGCGCUCUACCGCACUGACGACUACCUGGACCAGCCCUGUUUGGAGACCAUCAACCGCAUCAAACUGUACAGCGAAUCCCUGGCCCGCUACGGCAAAAGCCCCUACCUCUACCCGCUCUACGGUCUGGGGGAGCUCCCGCAAGGCUUUGCCAGGCUCAGCGCCAUCUACGGCGGCACCUACAUGCUCAACAAACCGGUGGACGAGAUUGUCAUGGAAGGCGGCAAGGUGGUCGGUGUCAAGUCGGAAGGCGAGGUGGCACGCUGCAAGCAGUUGAUCUGCGACCCCAGCUACGUGCCAGACCGAGUGCGCCCAGCGGGGAAGGUGGUCCGCGUCAUCUGUGUCUUGAGCCACCCGAUCCGAGGCACCAACGACUCCAAUUCCUGUCAAAUCAUCAUCCCCCAGAAUCAAGUCGGGCGCAAAUCAGGUGAGUGUGAAGGUGGAAACGGGAAGGUGGCCACUCACUGGUGGUUUGUGGCCAUCAGUGACAUAUAUGAACCGACUGACGAUGGGAGUGAGAGUCAGAUAUUCUGCUCGCGAUCGUACGACGCCACCACCCACUUUGAGACGACAUGCGACGACAUCAAAGACAUUUACCGGCGCAUGACAGGGGCUCCCUUUGACUUUGAGAGCAUGAAACGGCGCCAGAACGAUGUCUUCGGCGAGGACGUGCCGCGCCAACCCGUGCUGGACAGCUCCCCGGGGAGCGCUUUCCUGGGGGCACCUCGCUUGGGGAUCCGUAACUCGGACCCUCAAAGUCCAAGCUUCACCAGACUUGCUGAGCAGGCAGAGAAGAGGAAUCUGGAGAAUGGCCACCAGUUUGAUGUCUUUAGCCUGCACAGGGCCCACUCUGCGGACUCCAGAACCUGA